This is a messenger RNA of Arabidopsis lyrata subsp. lyrata, 3786 nucleotides long. RefSeq lists its product as uncharacterized. Bases 123 to 3515 code for a protein of 1130 amino acids. NCBI's taxonomy places the organism in Eukaryota, Viridiplantae, Streptophyta, Magnoliopsida, Brassicales, Brassicaceae. The transcript is spliced from 27 exons. Gene Ontology annotation, molecular function: ATP binding; protein binding; ATP hydrolysis activity. Gene Ontology annotation, cellular component: mitochondrial outer membrane. The record is from RefSeq and is a predicted model, not a curated record.
CUCUCACAUUUCUUGUUACGUUCUUUCAAAAUCCAUCUCUCGCAUUGAUUCUUCAACUCUCAAAGAAUCGCAAGUCUUGCUAUUGAAAGAAUCGGAAGAAAGAAAAGAGAUCAAGAAGAGUCAUGGUGUCUCCGGGACGGAGUGAAUCUACCUCCGGCGACAACAAUUCACCCCCUCCCGACGGAAGCAGCGAGAAGAGACCUUCACCUUCUCCAGCAGAUAAAUCUCCAUCCAAACGCCAAAAGUUGGAAGGUGGCGGCGCUUCGGCGGCUAAAGAAACCGAUACACUACCUCCUGCGGAUUCUGGUAAAUGCGUGUUAGGCGACAAUACUUCAACCUCCGAAGACGCCAAGAUUGAUGCCUAUGCGGUGGCUGUUACGACGGCGCAACCACCACCGGUUGCGGAAGGCUCAACACCGAUUUUGGAAGAGAAUGCAAAUUUUGCAAGAUGGAUAUACUUACACAGUAAGUUUGAGUUCCCGUGGUGUCGAUUGAUAUCACAGUCUGCACAGUAUCCAAGCAUUGAAAUUUUUCAAUCAACCUACACUGUUGGUUCUAGUGUAACCUGCUCUUUCACAUUCGAAGACCGGGAACUCAGUUCAUACUUGUUCAAGAUCACAAGAAUUCAGCGCAAAGGCAAUGUUGUAGCGGUUCUAGAGACUACAGGAAAGAGGGGAUAUGUGUUGGUAAACAGAAUAUAUGUAGAGAAGAAAGUCAACCAUGUGCUAAACUCUGGUGACGAAGUGGUUAUUCGUUUUAGCAGGAAAACCUAUGCUUUCAUAUAUCAGCAACUGCCUAAAGUUCCAGCAAAAGCUGGUUCAGUUCAGGUUCCUGCAGGAAAGUUUCUAGAGUUAGAGAGAGAGGCAAGAGAUCCAACAGGUAGUUCAAUUUUUUCAUCGCUUGAAAGCUUGAAGCACGACUUAUCUCGUCGAAAAUCAUCAAGCCAUGAAUCCAGUAAGAGCCACCAAGCGCCAGAGUCUGUGGUCCAAGUUGACGGCAUGGGAGCAGUCAGUAGCCACAACCAAGAUUCCAAAAUGCAGAUAUUAGAUGAGAAGAACGAGGUGACAAGUAAUUCACAACAAGCUUCAACAUCAGGCAAUGGUCUGCAAUCUGCAAUAGUCAGAGAAGGCAUUCAAGCUGGUAUUGUUGAAGGCGAAAACUUGGAAGUUUCAAUCAAAACUUUUCCCUAUUAUUUGAGUGAAUAUACAAAGGCUACCUUAAUACAUGCUUCAUUUAUACAUCUGAAGAAAAAAGAAUAUGCCCACUUUGUCUCCGACAUGACCCAUCUGAAUCCAAGGAUAUUGCUUUCUGGUCCCGCAGGGUCUGAAAUAUACCAAGAGACGUUAGCUAAAGCACUUGCCAAUGACCUGGACGCGAAAUUGCUAAUAUUUGACAGCCAUUCAAUUUUGGGGGCUCUGGCUGCUAAGGAAAUUGAGUCACUGAGGGAUGGACUUGCUUCUAAUAAGUCAUGUAAGCUUCCCAAUCAGAGUAUUGAGCUCAUUGAUCAAGGGAAAAGCCCGGAUUUGUCAGCUGGUGGAGGAGUUGCUUCUAGCCCUUCUCCGGCUGCUUCUUCUAGUUCUGACUCACAGCUAAAUUUGGAACCGGAGACUUUGCCUCUUUCAGUGAAUCAUACUUUGAAGAAAGGUGACAGAGUAAAAUUCGUCGGUACUGAGUUGUAUUCGGGGUCAUCUACCUUAGGCUUAAGGGGACCUCCUAAAGGGAUUACAGGGAAAGUAAUUUUAGUAUUUGAUGAGAAUCCUUCAGCUAAAGUGGGUGUUAGAUUUGAUAAGCCAAUACCUGAUGGAGUUGAUCUUGGUGAACUGUGUGAAACAGGACAUGGGUUCUUCUGCAAAGCUACUGAUCUGAAGUUCAAAAGCUCGAGUUCUGAGGCUCUAGCUAAAUUACUUGUUAACACAUUGUUUGAGGUUGUCCAUACUGAGAGCAGAACUCGUCCGUUAAUUCUAUUUUUGAAAGAUGCUGAGAAAUCUGUUGUUGGAAAUUCCGAUUUGUACUCUGCGUUCCAAAUCAGACUUGAAUAUCUCCCAGACAACGUAAUUGUGAUCGGUUCACAGACACACUCUGAUCAUCUCAUGGAGAAGGAUAUUGGACGACAAAAGGAGCAAGGGAAUGAAGUCCCACAGGCAACAGAACUUCUAGCGGAGCUCUUUGAGAAUAAAGUUCCUAUUCAAAUGCCACAGGAUGAGGAACUUCUUACAUUGUGGAAGCAUCAAAUGGAUCGUGAUGCUGAGAUUUCGAAAGUGAAGGCUAAUUUCAAUCACUUGCGCAUGGUGUUAGGACUAUGUGGUCUGGGAUGUGAAGGAAUUGAGACGCUGUGCAUGAAGGAUCUCACACUUCAAAGCGACAGUGCAGAAAAGAUCAUUGGAUGGGCUUUUAGUAACCAUAUAAGCAAUAACCCUGAUACUGAUCCAGCUAAGAUUAUUUUGUCUCGUGAGAGCAUAGAAUUUGGAAUAGGACUCUUACAGGGUGAUCUUAAAGGUUCUAGGAGCUCAAAGAGGUCUCUCAAGGACAUUGUGACAGAAAAUGAGUUUGAAGAGAGGCUUCUAAGUGAUGUAAUUCUGCCCAGUGACAUUGAUGUUACAUUUGAUGACAUUGGGGCACUUGAGAAAGUCAAAGAUACCUUAAAGGAACUGGUUAUGCUCCCUUUACAACGGCCUGAACUUUUCUGCAAGGGGCAAUUAACAAAGCCUUGUAAAGGAAUUCUCUUAUUUGGACCUCCUGGUACUGGAAAGACCAUGCUUGCAAAAGCAGUGGCAAAGGAAGCUGUUGCGAACUUCAUCAACAUCUCAAUGUCAAGCAUCACAUCUAAGUGGUUUGGUGAGGGUGAGAAGUAUGUCAAAGCUGUCUUUUCUUUGGCCAGUAAAAUGUCCCCUUGCGUUAUCUUUGUGGACGAGGUGGACAGCAUGCUAGGCCGAAGAGAAAACCGACAGGGACAUGAAGCCAUGCGGAAGAUGAAAAAUGAGUUCAUGAUGCAUUGGGACGGUCUAACGACUAAGCAAAUGGAACGUGUUCUGGUUCUUGCAGCCACAAAUCGGCCUUUUGACCUUGAUGAGGCUGUCAUUAGACGGUUGCCCCGUAGGUUGAUGGUGGGACUACCAGAUACUUCAAAUAGAGCGUAUAUAUUAAAGGUUAUACUUGCAAAAGAAAACGUGUCCCCUGGUUUGGACAUUAAUUGGAUUGCUAGUAUGACUAAUGGAUAUUCUGGAAGUGAUCUUAAGAAUCUAUGUGUUACUGCUGCCCACCGUCCAAUCAAGGAGCUGUUGGAGAAGGAAAAAAGAGAGCGAGAUGCUGCUCUGGCUGAAGGCAAAGUUCCUCCAGCUCUAAGAGGAAGUUCUGAUCUCCGAGCUUUAAACAUGGAGGAUUUCAGAUACGCACAUGAGCGGGUGUGUGCGAGCGUCUUAAUAGAGUCUGCGAACAUGACAACGCUUCAACAAUGGAACGAACUCUACGGGGAAGGUGGAUACAGAAAGCAGCAAUCAUUCAGCUUCUACAUGUAGGAGUGGGAUUGACUAUAUUUUAGAAACCAUAACUCAAUUUUUGUCUCAAAAAGAGCUCCUGGUUGCAAGCAGAAUGCGUUGAAUAUAAUUUUUUCAAGUGAAUAGAAUAAAACAAUAAGUGAAAUAGGUUGAAUUAGAUGUUUUGUGUCCUAUAGCUGCUUAGGGUAUGGUAGUGAGUUCUGACCGGAUAACCGGUUUUAGUCGGAAUUUUGAUACUUGUUUGAACCUUACAGUUAAUACAAAAUUUUUACUCAGCGACUUUUUCGAUCUA